Messenger RNA from Megalobrama amblycephala (Wuchang bream), 6685 nucleotides. RefSeq names its product serine/threonine-protein phosphatase 2A 56 kDa regulatory subunit delta isoform. The transcript is spliced from 11 exons. The record is from RefSeq and is a predicted model, not a curated record. Lineage: Eukaryota; Metazoa; Chordata; Actinopteri; Cypriniformes; Xenocyprididae. Gene Ontology annotation, biological process: signal transduction; protein dephosphorylation; positive regulation of DNA-templated transcription. Gene Ontology annotation, molecular function: zinc ion binding; protein phosphatase activator activity; nucleic acid binding. Bases 212 to 5968 code for a protein of 1918 amino acids. Gene Ontology annotation, cellular component: nucleus; protein phosphatase type 2A complex; cytosol.
GUCAUGUCCUGUGAGUGUGGACCAAUGGCGGCACAGGAAGCGACCACAGACAGCGUUGUUCCCGUGUAAUGAAUGCGCUCUCAUUCAUAUUUUCUCUCAGGAGGGAGAUUUUUGUUGGAUGUGCAUUUACUUGUUGCAGGGAUAAUCGCUAUCCCGCAACUGGGAUAGUAAGGACUCGAGUCCGACGCAGAAACAGCGGUUAAGCGUCGUUAUGUAUCGCGGUUCUAGGCCGCACAGAGGCGGCUAUCAUCCUCCGCCGUCUCGAGGUUUUGGGCCUCGUCCUGGACCAGGCCAUCCUUCCGACCGGGGUCCCCAUGCACCUCCGGACCCGUACCGCCGCCCGUCCCCGCGGAGGAGAUACUCACCUGGAGCAAGAGAUCCGCCUGAUGAAUACAGAGGAGGGAGACCACAAAGAGGAUAUGGGAGGUACAGUCCAUCACCUCCUCGUGGUGGCCUCCCUGUUGAUCACAGUCUGGUCAUAACUGUGGGCAAUGAGCUGACCCAUCCAUCAGGCUAUAAAGGGACAGAUACUCCCUAUGUCCGAGAUUAUGGUGCUGGAGAUUCACACUAUAAUAAGCCCUAUUACUCUCCACGGAGGUCAAGCCAUGAUGGACACAGUGAUAGGGGUUCGAGGAGGCGCAGCGUUAGUCGUGGCAGGAGCAGGGGGCGGAGUCGCAGUCCUGGCUAUGCACGCAGCAAAAGUCGACCACGCAGCAGGAGUCGGAGCUACAGUCGCGGCAGGAGUCCCGAACGAGCAAAGAGCCGAGCACGCAGCAAGAGCCGAGCACGUAGCAAGAGCAGAACCCGUGGGAGGAGCUACAGUAGAAGUAGAAGUCGAAGCAGAAGCGGAAGUCGUAGUCGCAAACAGAGUAGGGCCAGGAGCAGGGCAAGGAGCAAGAGCCGGCCACGGAGCCGCAGCCGAGAAAGGAGUCGAAGCAGGGGGAGAAGCAGAGGAAGGAGUCGUGCUAGGAGCCGCAGUGUCAGUCGUAGUGGUAGCAGUAGUAGCAGCGGCUCCAGUAGGAGUCGACACGGCAGUGUCAACAGGAGAGUCAAACCAGGUAAUUUUAGGGAGCGGGAGGAAGACUUUACUGAGCUUGAGAAGGCUCGGCGACGCAAGGAAAUUCAGGAUAUGCUUGUGAAGCCAGCAAAGUCAAUUUUGAAGAAAAGAAUGGAUUCCUCCGAGACUGAUUCUCCCCUGCUAGUGCAGAAUAGUGAUUCCCCUCGAAAUCAAGACGGUGGUCUUUCACAUGAGGCAGAACAGCUUCUCUGUGCACUUUCCAAAACCAUGGAUCCAGACAUGUUUUCAUCCAUACUAGGGAAAAGCUCUGAUGGUAAUGUUCUCGAAGAGCUGAUUGGCAAGCUCCAGACAGCCAGAGAGGGUGGAAGUGACUUGCACCUCCCUCACGAGAGAGGACGACAUGAGAGGUCAGACCUCACAGAGUUGAUUGGAAUGAUAGCACAGGUACCUCAGAAUGUGAAAAAGAAUCUUACAGAUAUUGAAGAUGAAGAGAAAUUUCUCUAUGGAGAUGAAGAGGGUGAUGAAGUGACACCUGCUAAGGAGGUUCCAACAGAUUCCAGCUUUCCAGACACAAGUUUCCCACAGUCUUGUGAUAUUCAGAGAAGAGAACAUGGCACUGCACCAUACUCUUUUGGCCAUACUGCAGAAAAUGUCACAAGCCAUUCACAGAGAGAUAGCAGGCAGACAGACAGGCAUCGUUCCUCGGCCACACCUGAGGUACAUGCCAAGGAAGAACCUGAUGACUUCCUACCUGGAGUUGGGCCACAGGAUGUCGAGGUGAGGAAGGAGGUAGAGGAAUAUGAAAAGAUACAAGAUUUGCUGAAAACAAUUGGCCUAGACUUGGGUGUGGCUGAAAUAAGCAAGAUGGCCGCUAGGACGCAAGAGCGCCUCCAUGGUAACGCCCCUGCGAAGAAGACGCCUGCUUGUCGGCAGUCCGAUAGAAAGCACCGGAGUCACAGCAGGAGUUACAGCAGCAGUAGUAGCAGCAGGAGCUCCAGUCGGAGCCGGAGUAGCAGCCGAAGUAGAAGCAGAGGAAGUCGAAGCCGAAGUACGAGUUUCGAUCGCACUUCAAGACAUGGCAAGAAAAAGCAAUCCUCCCCAGAAAAAAGAUCUCCACACUCACAAAGUCAGAACAAGAAAGAGGCUCAACCUGGUAUCACAGAAAGCAGGUGGCCUACGACACCCACUGUGGGUCCUGGGACACAGACAUAUCCUUCCCAAACCAGCCUCUCGGCACAUCCCGUGCCCCCGUACCCACCCCCACGUGGAGUAAUGCCACCUGACUUCCCUCCAUGCGGUUACGAUCCAUAUGGCAAUUAUGUACCAUAUAUGCCCCCGGGAUGGCCGAUGUACCCACCUCCAGGUAUGCAAGUACCUCCUCCCAAUCCAAUGGAUCCCUACAGCCUACCUAACUUUGAGCGACCCUUUCUUAAUGCAGUUAAAACUGUGGCAAGUGAGAGCAAAGCCGACGCUAAAAAAGCACCUUCUAAAUUGGAUGCUGUGGCCUCUAAAGCGAUCAUCACUGGCAUUCAAAGGAAAGAAAUGGAAGAUAAGAAUACCGCCAGCGAAAAACAAAAGGUCACAGAAGAGCUUGAAAAGCUAAAAAAGGAAAAAGUAAUGCGAAUGAAGAGAAAAGAAAAUCUUUUAAAGGAUGUGGAGACAUUGAGAAAGCAGCAAGGGGAGCUUCUUCGAAAGAAGCGAAGGGAGAAGGAUGGACACAAGGACCCUCUCCUCAUAGAGCUCGGUCAGCUCCAAGAGGACGCAAUGGCCCAAAUCUCUAAAUUGCGUGCUGAACAGAGAGAGGCAGAUCAAAAACAUGAAGAGCUGGUCAAAGUGGCACUUAUUCUCGGUAUAGACUACAAAGACUCGAAGAUGUCUGGUGACCAUGAGCAGCAGCCCCCUCAGAGUAAGAGGGAGUCAACCAGAAGCCCAGAGAAAUCAGGGGCCAAAACCAGCACCUCAUACACUAAGGUAGCCUCCUCAAAAUCCAGAGCCUCUCCUGAAAAAACCAAGUCAUCUCCUCCGUUGAACAGCCAUUCCCUGGACACUGCUGCUGAGCAGUUUGAGUACUACGAUGCAGGAAACCACUGGUGUAAAAACUGCAAUGUUACCAGUGGUUCAAUGUUUGAUUAUUUCAUGCAUUUGCACAGCAAAACCCAUAGAAAGACUCUAGACCCUUAUGACAGACCUUGGGCAAAGUCAGAGAGUGAAAAGAAACAACCAUCUGGAAAGAGGACUUCAAAGCCAGCCAAAGGCUCUGAGUUCUUGAUCCCUGUGAGGGGAUUCUUCUGCCAGUUAUGUGAAGAGUUUUUUGGUGAUCCCAUUUGUGCUGAGGCCCAUGUCACCUGCCAUUCUCACAAUGAGAGAUACAAGACAAAAAUGUAUGAAAAUCCCCUCUAUGAACAAAGGAGGAACCUGGACCGUCAGGCUGGCUUAGAGAGCCAAAAGACUUCAGAGCACAAACGAAAACGUGAAGAUGAUGAUCAGGAUAUGAAGAAAUCCAAACACAGCAAAGGAGGAAAAAUGUCAAGUAAUGAAGUGGAGACAAAACCACAGUACAGCAAGGAAGAGGAGUACAAGAAUAUCAAAGAGAAUGAAAAUAAACUCAAGGAGAAAUACAAGAAAGAGGAUAUAGAUAAACUGAAAUACAAGGAGGAUGAUGAGAGAUUCAAAAUGAAAGAGGAAGAGAGAGCUAGGUAUAAAAAAGAUGAUGAUGAGCGAAACCGGUUCAAGAAAGAAGAGGAAUACACACACAGGUACAGGAAGGAAGAAGGAGAGAGAUCCAGGUAUGAAGAAGACAGGUUUAGAAACAGAGAUGAUGAUGAACAUUAUCGAUAUAGAGAAGAGGACGACAGAUAUAGAUUUAGAAAGGAUGACGACAGGGGCCGAUAUAGUAGAGAGGAGGAUAAGAAAUACAAAUACAGUCGGGAGGCGGAGGAGAAGUCAUCAAAAUUUAAAGAUGAGGACUGGGGGAAGUGGCCGAAAUCAAAAUGGGAUGAGGACCAAGAAAGUAAUGGCAAAUAUGAAAAAAAGGAAGAUAAAACACCGCACCAGAAGGGCAAGGCUGGUUAUUUCAAAGAUGACGAGGAGAGCACAGGGAAGUUCAAUGCUAAAGAUGUCAAAGCAGAGCCAAAGAAAGCCAGUGAGCUUCCUAAAGUCUUAUGUGGCCCAAGCCCUGCAUUGCUUGCUAAACUUCGCAAAAAGAACGAUGAAGCUUCUGGUCGGCCUGGCUUUGGGAAGUUCGGUCGAAAAAAGCCACAGAAGACAGCACUGGAGAAGGAGGCAGAGAAGAUGGCAGCACAAUUCCUAAAGGAAGACGAAGAGAUGCCUACUGAAAUAGAAGAAAACAAGGAUGCUGACCUAGAUCCUUUUUCCAAGUCUAUAGCUGCUGCAAAAUCCAUUGCUAUCAAAUUGUCAGGAAAGGUUGUGCUUCCUCCCUCUUGUGAAUGGCUAGCAUACAAUGAAAAUAAAAUUAAUCCUAAUUUACCACCUCCCCCAUCUCCUAUGGUCAUUAGGAAGUCUUUUACUGGUGUGCAAAAUAAACCAACACCACCUGCUGUUAGUGACAAAUCUGCUGUACCUGUACCAGGAACUCAGAAGGGCCCAGCGUUGUCAGCAGACCUCAUAUCCAAGGCAUUUAGUGGAGAAGAGGUGCAAUUAAAACACACAAAGCCCUCCGCAAGCCCUGUAGAUAUCUUCAAUGUAUCCGUACCACUUCCAACUCCCGUUGCAGCACCACAAGUGGUAAAUGCUGCCCAGAUGAAACCUGUUACUCCCAGUGAAUGUGUUGUUACUCUCGAGUCCGAUGUGGCUGCUCCCGGAGUGCCUGAGGAGGAGCAAAAGCUCACUGUAAUCCUUCGUCGUCCUCCUCAGUUUCCUUCUAAUGCCAGAGACCCAUCCCCCAAAAUGGUAAAGCCAAAGGCCACUCUUGCCGCAGGAAAAGCAAAAGAUUUGUAUGACAUUUUUUACAGUAGCAGUGCUGCUGUUAAAAGCUCUGUCAGUGCCAGUGUUUGUGACAAACAAGACUCUGGAUUUACACCUCCAGUCAGUGACUCAAGCUGUAAAGAGUCCAAAAAAGACAAAGGCACUAGUGAUGUUGCCCGGAGCAAAGAACCCUUUAAGAACGAGCACCCAGAAGUUGCCCUGAAAGUGGAACCCCCCAAGUACAUGGAUUCAACUGCUGAGAGAGAAGAACGCUCCAAGAAUGAGGACUUGGAAGUUGCCCAGAGCGAACAAUCCCCCAACAGUUCCUCAAGAGUUGCCCAGAUUGAAGAACCCCUCAAGUACAAGGGCUCAGAAGUUGCCCAGAGCGAAGAACCCCCCAACAGAUCCUCAAGAGUUACCCAGAGCAAAGAACCCUCAGAGAAUGAGGACUCAGAAGUUGCCCAGAGCGAAGAACCCCCCAAGAGUGAGGACUCAGAAGUUGCACAGAGUGAAGAAUCCCCCAACAGGUCCUCAAGAGUUGCCCAGAGCGAAGAACCCUCAGAGAAUGAGGACUCAGAAGUUGCCCAGAGCGAAGAACCCCCCAAAAAUGAGGACUCAGAAGUUGCCCAGAGCGAAGAACCCCCCAACAGGUUCUCAAGAGUUGCUCAGAGUGAAGUAUCUCCCAAAAACGAAGACUCGAAGGUUGCACAGUGCGAAGAAUCUUCCAUGAACAUGGAUUCAAAAUUUGAACAAGCAUUUGAGGAUGCAAUCUUAAACCCUGACAUUCAAAAUGAGGACAACACAAAAGAGGAAGGUCUUGAUGAUCAACAAGUUCUUAAAUCUAUUGAAAUCUCUUUGGGGGAUGUAACUGUGAUGGAAGUUAAUAGUGUGGACACAAUACAGACAAAUAAUGAAGAGGAAAACCCUCUGGAAUCUGAGGAACCCAUGACAUUCUCCCCCCUUCCUGGUUCUUUUACUGAGCAACUGAACUUGGACACAUUUGAAUUCAGUUUUGAGCCUUUGUAAAGGACCUUCCAAGAGUAGGUUUAGGGAUGUAUAUGUUACCUCUGAAUGUAAAUAAGUGAUUUUCAAGUAUUCUUUGUAAUUGCUUGAUCCAGUUAGAAUGUUUCAUGUCUAUUCUUAACCUUUUGGCAGGUAAUGCCAGUGAAAGCGUGGACUGAAAAGCAUUCAUUCUGAAGUGGGUGCUGGGGAAGGAAUCCCUCUGAGAAUGAAAACUUUCAACAAGUAAUGAAACCUAUAUAUGUGUAAUAGUUUCGCUAUCUUGUCAAAAGCACCUGGUGUUGAGCUACUUGUUUCCGUGUUUUGUUUCCAGCAGAAAUCAUUCCUUUUUCCCCAAAGGUAAUGUAAAACAUAAUGAAUAUGAUGUGUAUUAAACAUCUCAUCUCUAAAUCCAUUUCCUCUGUUCGUUCCAUUUAAAUCAAUGAAGAUAUUUUAAUACAGGAGCCACAAAGAUCCAGGCUCAGAGAAGAGAAUUGAUGUGGAGUUCAUGCUUCAAGGACAUGCAUUCACAGCUUUGGCCAGAAAAUUUCAAGCUUGGCCUCAAUAGUUUUUAUUACCAUGUGCUGUGUAUCAAUGGCUUUUCUUUCCAGUUUCAGUUUUUUUAAAGAACAAAUGUUGUGUUAUUAUAAUGUUCACAUUACUUCCAUGCUACUUUAGCAUCUACAAAUAGUUGGUGUAAUUGCACAAGUUCUGUGCUAGCUCAAAUAAAUCACAGCAACCCUC